This is a messenger RNA of Papaver somniferum (opium poppy), 2593 nucleotides long. RefSeq names its product ABC transporter E family member 2-like. The transcript has 12 exons. Lineage: Eukaryota; Viridiplantae; Streptophyta; Magnoliopsida; Ranunculales; Papaveraceae. The record is from RefSeq and is a predicted model, not a curated record. The coding region runs from base 149 to 1966 and encodes 605 amino acids. Gene Ontology annotation, biological process: ribosomal subunit export from nucleus; translational termination; translational initiation. Gene Ontology annotation, molecular function: iron ion binding; ATP hydrolysis activity; ribosomal small subunit binding.
AAAGAAAAAAAACCCUUAUUUCCUUUCUUUCACUCUCUCCAUCCAACAGAUAUAUAAGAAUAAAUCCCUUUCUUCCUUCUCUUUGGAGAGACUAGAGAGCAGCUGCUGUGUGAAUCUUCUUCUUCUUCUUCUUAGAAAUCAAAUCACCAUGUCUGACCGAUUGACUCGUAUCGCCAUCGUCAGCGGCGACCGCUGCAAACCUAAAAAGUGCCGCCAGGAAUGCAAAAAGACUUGCCCCGUCGUCAAAACUGGGAAACUGUGUAUUGAGGUUACGGUAGCUGCAAAGAUUGCUUACAUCUCUGAGGAAUUGUGUAUUGGAUGUGGUAUCUGUGUCAAGAGAUGCCCAUUCGAAGCCAUUCAGAUUAUCAACUUGCCUAAAGAUUUGGAUAAGGAUACAACUCAUCGUUACGGUCCCAACACUUUCAAGCUGCACAGGUUACCAGUCCCAAGACCAGGACAAGUUCUAGGUUUGGUCGGAACUAAUGGAAUUGGAAAGUCUACGGCUCUCAAAGUCUUGGCUGGGAAGCUGAAGCCUAAUCUGGGUCGAUUCAAUAACCCACCUGAUUGGCAGGAAAUAUUGACAUACUUCAGAGGGUCUGAGCUUCAGAACUACUUCACCCGUAUCUUGGAAGAUAACUUGAAGGCGAUCAUCAAGCCUCAAUAUGUGGAUCACAUCCCAAAAGCAGUCCAAGGGAAUGUUGGGCAAGUACUGGAGCAGAAAGAUGAGAGAGGUGUGAAAGAGGAACUCUGUCGUGAUCUUGAGCUCAAUCAGGUUAUAGAGCGAAACGUGGGUGAUUUGUCAGGUGGAGAGCUGCAAAGAUUUGCUAUUGCUGUCGUUGCCAUACAGAAUGCAGAGAUUUAUAUGUUUGACGAGCCUUCCAGUUAUCUUGAUGUCAGACAGAGGCUUAAAGCUGCCCAAGUUAUCCGAUCAUUGCUCAGGCCAAACAGCUAUGUGAUUGUCGUGGAGCACGAUCUUAGUGUCUUAGAUUACCUGUCUGACUUCAUUUGCUGCCUAUAUGGGAAACCUGGAGCUUAUGGAGUUGUAACCCUUCCCUUUUCUGUUAGAGAAGGAAUUAAUAUUUUCUUGGCUGGAUUUGUCCCAACUGAGAAUCUAAGAUUCCGUGACGAAUCACUUACUUUCAAGGUUGCUGAGACACCACAGGAAAGUGCAGAAGAAAUUCAGUCAUACGCACGAUACAAGUACCCAACUAUGAGUAAAACUCAGGGAAAUUUCAAGCUUCGUGUUCUGGAGGGAGAAUUCACUGAUUCCCAAAUUAUUGUCAUGCUUGGUGAGAACGGGACAGGGAAGACAACAUUUAUCCGCAUGCUGGCUGGUCUCUUGAAGCCAGAUGAGGUGGAGAGCUCAGAUGCAGAAAUACCUGAAUUCAAUGUUUCUUACAAGCCCCAGAAGAUCAGUCCAAAGUUUCAAGCUUCUGUCAGGGCCUUGCUGCAUCAAAAGAUCCGUGAUUCAUACAUGCAUCCUCAGUUUGUGUCAGAUGUCAUGAAACCACUCCAGAUUGAACAAUUAAUGGAUCAGGAAGUUGUGAAUCUCUCAGGUGGUGAGCUGCAAAGAGUUGCAUUAUGUCUUUGCCUUGGAAAGCCUGCGGAUAUAUAUCUGAUAGAUGAGCCAAGUGCUUAUCUUGAUUCAGAGCAGCGUAUUGUUGCCUCAAAAGUCAUUAAGAGGUUUAUCCUCCAUGCGAAGAAGACUGCUUUUGUCGUUGAGCAUGAUUUUAUAAUGGCAACUUAUCUUGCUGACAGAGUGAUUGUGUACGAGGGACAACCAUCUAUCGACUGUACUGCCAAUGCUCCUCAGUCUUUGUUGACAGGGAUGAACCUUUUCCUAUCUCAAUUGGACAUUACAUUCAGACGGGACCCAACCAAUUUUAGGCCGCGUAUCAACAAGAUGAAUUCCACGAAAGACAGGGAACAGAAGAAUGCUGGGUCUUACUAUUACCUCGAUGACUAAAGCACCAUAUAUGCUACAAAGGCGUCUCUUCGGUGGUGUAAGAUUAAAAGAGCACCACUCUGUUGCAAUUGGGAAGGACCGCUAACUGGAUGUGCAUCUGUUGAGGAUGAGGUUUCUGGCUUAGGUAGGGUGGCCAGUUAUUGGAGAGGUCAUGUAUGUUGGAAGGACAAAGUAAAGUAGUGUCGCGUUACCCUAAUUUAAGUUGUGCACCCCCCUCGAAUCUGCUUCCUGGUUCAUUUUUUUUUGUUGCUUCCUUGGGGUGUAUGCGAGUAAAGCAGAUUAUAUUAGUACUACUGCAGUAUUUGAUGUUCUCUCAGAAUGAGCUUUUGAAGAUCAACGAGGGCAUGAGAACAGAGAGCAGUUUAAGCAACUGUACUUAAAAGGCCUAUCCCAUACUUUAUAUUUUUCUUUCUAUGAUGAUAUUUGACAAGAAUUUUGGUUGAGGGUAUUAGAUCUCUAUGUUUUAUUGACCUAGCUUUCUAAAGUCUUUUAGGUAGUUGGUCUCCUUCUCUUUAAUCAUAUUUUUCUGAGAUGUUUUUUUGUUCUUCGGCAUUUGUGGGUUUUGUUAAGAAGAGGUUUCUUUUGUCUGUCUGUUUCUUAUGAAAAUAUAUAAAGAGGAUUUCUCCU